AUUCGAUUUUCUUUUAAACCCGUGCAAUAACUCUUUUAUUUAAAUUUAUAGGAAAGGAGCAAUCUUCCAUAUUUAAGAAUUAAGGAAUCCCGUAUUAAAUUAUAAGAAAAGGAGGCAACUUUGAAAAAAGCGUUUCCAUAAAGUCCUCUCUGCAAGACUUAUAACCGACGACAGUGGAUGAACAGUCGACGCCUUUUAGGAAUACAAUCGAAUCGAUUUGGUGUUCAUCGGAGUUCAAGCUCACUCCAAAUCCCACGCCAACCCUAAAUCAUAACAUACCGAAAUUGCAAUGGCUAGAGUACAUCCGGGGAAUCUGAGUUCCCGAGUGCCCGAUCAUGAAACAAUUUUUGAUCACUUUGCCGAGCAGACUCGUAAUCAAGAGUUUGAGAAAAGAACAUGGGAUACAUCAACCCAUCGUGGCGGUGGCGGUGGUCGUAGUCGUGGUCGUGGUGGUGGACGAAGUGAUGGCAGGUGUUGUUUUGGGUGCGGCGAACCUGGUCACAUUAUUCGCGACUGUCCGACGACUGGCUCUUUUCCUCGGAGUAAUGGGCGUAGGGGAGGAUUUCAAGGUUUAGGUAAUGAUCCAUCGAGCUCUGAUGCCAUGGAAUCCACUUCUGGGACGACCAAGUUUAGAUUAAAACCACUGAAUACAUCAACUGAAACUAUAAGAAAUUCAGAACCAGUGAAGCCCUUUGUUGAUGAACUACUAGCAAAGAUUAAAGAUAAAGAACAUGAACUGAAAUUGCGUGAUGAAGAAAUUGAUGGUCUGUACCUUAAGCUGAACAAAGCUGAUGCGGAACUAAGCUCUGUUCAAACCAAAAACGAGGAACUUAUUGUAAACAUGAACAAUAUUAAAGAGGAUUUAGAAAAAUGCAGAAACGAAUUAUCAUCUGCUAGAAAAAAAGAAGCAGAGAUUUCCCGGAUGUAUUUAUUAAUGAAGAACAAGUUUGACGAGCUUGAAGAAGCAAAUGAGACUGCAGAUGCUGAAAUGAAGCAGAUGAAGGUAGAAACAGAACAAUGGAGGAAAGCAGCAAAAGCUAUAGCUUCUGUUUUGGAUGGAGGUGAAGCAAUAUCUUCCAAGACACAAGAACUUGAAUCUCUUGUGUUGUAUUAUAGCAAUCGUGCUUCUAAAAGAAUGUCACUUGGAAAGAUGAGGAAAGCUGUAGAUGACUGCAGAAUUGCAGCUCGAUUAGAUCCAAGCUAUCUUAAGGUCUGCCUAACAGCUGGGAACUGUCAUCUGGAACUUGGAGAACUUGAUGAUGCAAUUAAGAAUUACAAAAAAUGCUUGGAGUCUAGAGCUGUUUGCUUGGAUCGAAGGCUUACUAUUGAGGCAUCUGAAGGCCUACAUAAAGCUGAGAAAGUGGUUAGUUAUAUCAAGCAGUCUGCUGAGUUAUUGCAACAGAAAACUUCUGAUUCAGCAACUAAUGCUCUGGAGAUCAUUAUGGAGGCCUUGUCGAUAAGCUGCUAUUCAGAGAAACUUCUUGAAAUGACAGCAGAAGCUCACUUUCUGCUGCAGAACUAUGAAAAGGUGAUUCAAAUGUGUGAGAAAACACUUCCUAUGUCAGAAAAUAAUUGUGCUAACAAUAUUAACAUUUCAAAUGAGGGGCAAAAACGACAAUUGAAGCUUUGGAGAUGGCGCAUGAUGGCUAGGUCCUACUUUCGUAUGGGUAACUUUGACAUGGCCCUUGUUACCCUUGAGAAAUAUGAGCAACUAGCCCCUCAUGAAAACAAGACUGAGGAUUCAUCCUCUUUUUCAGUUGCCACUGUCUCUGAACUUCUUCGCUGCAAGAGUGCUGGAAAUGAAGCUUAUAAAGGUGGGAGACACAGAGAAGCAGUGAAGCAUUAUAGCAAUGCUCUACAAAUGAGCAUUGAAUCAAGAUCUUUUGCUGCUAUCUGCUUGUGUAAUCGUGCUGCAGCACACCAAGCUUUGGGUGAAGUUGUUGAUGCCAUUGCUGAUUGUAAUCUUGCCAUAGCUCUUGAUGAGAAUUACCUCAAGGCGAUUUCUAGGAGGGCAAAUCUGCAUGAGAAGAUAAGAGACUAUGAACAUGCAGUUCUUGAUCUUCAGAGACUCAUCACUCUUCUUGAAAAAAAUAGUGAAGACAAGUGUGAAGAUUUAAAAGUAGCUCGUCGACGUCUUUCUUCUAUGAAUAUACAUUUGAAGAAAGGAAUGACUUUGGAUCUUUACCUCAUCUUGGGACUAAAAGGCUCGGAAUCUAGUGCUGAAAUUAAAAAAGCAUAUCAUAAAGCUGCACUCAGACAUCAUCCUGACAAGGCGGGUAAGUUUUUAAUAAGAUGUGAGAGUGGAGCAGAUGGUGAUGUUUGGAAACAGAUUUUUGAAACCAUACACAAGGAUGCAGAUAAGCUUUUUAAGAUAAUUGGGGAGGCGUAUGCUGUUCUAUCGGAUGCUAACAAGAGAUUUAAGUACAAUCUUGAAGAUGCAAUGAAGGAUGACUUCCCAUGUUUUCUUGCAAAUGACACAAGUUUUAGAAUACCAAGGAAUAGGUUAGAUGCAGAACUGAACUAG
Lactuca saligna is the source of this 2524-nucleotide messenger RNA. The record is from the annotation of a GenBank genome assembly. Lineage: Eukaryota; Viridiplantae; Streptophyta; Magnoliopsida; Asterales; Asteraceae.